CGUCCUAAUACCAUAUUACCUCUACUUAAAUCGUAUUCUAAAUUACCGCGUAAAUAUAAACAGUCAAAUUUAAAAAGAGAAUAUGAGACAAAUUUGUUAAUUUUCGUGACACUGCAAAAUAUUGUAGAUACUGCAGCCUUCGUCUUGGACUGAGAGAUAGGGGGAUUCCUAUGUUUUAGCGCUAAAUCAUAAGGAUAAAGAAGUUGUAAACAAUUUUACACAGUCAUUUUUUGUAAUUUACAAUGGGUCGAAUAAAUUGGAGGAAUGCUCAUUGUAUGGGAAGUAUCGUAGACGGAGAUGAAACGUCGAAAACUUUUGGGAGAUCGUGCCGCGGGAAUAUAUCGCCUCUGUAUUGGCGUAUCCCAAUUCUACUUUGGUCCGUCGUCAUCAUCACCUGGUCGGUCUGUUUCUUCUGGGGCUCCCGUGAAAAGUUUUUUAUUUACAUGACACAUUGGGGACUGAUGAUCAUAUCCUUGGAAUCUUUGUUUGGAAUUAUUGUGACGGUCCGAAAAACGAGACAAGAAAAAUCUGAUGCUACAUUUGGGCUGCCAUGGUACGUGAAAACAUAUUGGGUAUUGUACAACAUCGCCAUUCCGGUGUCCUUCCUUGUGUCCGGAUUUUAUUGGGGUCUGCUUAGAAGUAAAGCCGGCAACAUGGACUAUUUCACACCGAAUCCUGUGCUCGACGUGAUGCUACACGGCAUCAACUCAGCAGUUAUGUUGGUGGAAUUGAUCUCAUCUGCUCAUCCUAGCAGGCUCCUCCACAUCAUGCAGCCGCUGAUGUUUGCUGGGGUCUACUUGCUAUUCACCGUAAUAUACUUUUACGCGGGCGGACAUGAUCCGUGGGGUCAUGAAUACAUAUAUCCAGUAAUGGAUUGGAAUAAACCACGAGAGACGAUAGUGGUAGCCGCACUAUCGGGCUUGUUUCUAGCUCUGAUGCACAUUGUUGUGGUCGCCAUUUCAACACUGCGGGAUGUUAUCGCGAGGCGGUUCCUAAGAGAUGUCAACGGUGUAUACAACAAUGCAUUCAGUGCCUAAGAAAAUUCACAUUCAAUGUAUAAGGAAUCUCACAUACAAUAUAUAAAAUUGUAUAUUUGAUACGAAUCUCCUUUUUUAAUAAUUCGUUCACAAAGACGAAACUAGUCACAAAUUAUUCUUUCUUUAUUUGAACAUUAGUGUUUACUAUGAUAUCUAUAGAGAGAUGAUAUGUUUUUUUAUUAGUGUGCAUUGAGUUGACAAAUGUAUCAGUCCACUUGAUAUCUUUAAAUAUUAUCAUGAAUUCUACUGUACCAACGUCAUUUGGUCUAUGAUCUGUGAUAUACUCGGGUAUAAAAUGUUGGAAAUUCGAUAUUACAACAAAUGUGUUGCAAACAUUAUGGGUAGGUAUAGAUAUAAUAUUACUGUGAAGGAUGGAGACCAAGACGACGAGAAAAAGAAAACUAAGUAUGUUUUAUAUUUAUGUAGCUUAUUGUGACUUACCUACAUAAGAAAUUAGGUAGGUAAGUUUAAUAAGCUAAAUAAUAAGCAAUAAUAUAAUUAAAAUAAAUCCGUACUCAAGUAAGCUUGUAAGUUGUUUCAUAA
Achroia grisella is the source of this 1580-nucleotide messenger RNA. Its product is annotated as protein rolling stone-like. The record is from RefSeq and is a predicted model, not a curated record. Bases 243 to 1037 code for a protein of 264 amino acids. Gene Ontology annotation, cellular component: membrane. The transcript has 5 exons. Lineage: Eukaryota; Metazoa; Arthropoda; Insecta; Lepidoptera; Pyralidae.